This is a messenger RNA of Armigeres subalbatus, 2848 nucleotides long. It is a transcript of the gene mlt, whose product is annotated as tubulin-specific chaperone cofactor E-like protein. NCBI's taxonomy places the organism in Eukaryota, Metazoa, Arthropoda, Insecta, Diptera, Culicidae. Bases 858 to 2312 code for a protein of 484 amino acids. The record is from RefSeq and is a predicted model, not a curated record. The transcript is spliced from 9 exons. Gene Ontology annotation, molecular function: protein binding.
CGCGGGUUGCUUAUUUUCUUUCUGCUCGCGUACGAAGCAAGAUGUGCGCGCGAUUUAGAAGAAAUCUCGCAUUCGGAAAACAGUCAAACAACACACAACAAUAAAGGUUACUUUGAUGUGACCGUAGACUGUGUGAAUAUCGCGCUUCCCUCAUACACCCACGCGUUGUUGCUUCAAAAGAAAGGAUAGGGAAAAUAGUGUUUUCAAUGUGUUGACCUUGCAUCUCUCGUGUGUGGAUAUAUCAGUAGCUGUCUGGGAAAAGUGCUAUCCCACAUUGGAUACGAGCUAUUUCUGUUAGAAGUUCUCCGUGAAGAUCGCCACCGAAGUAAACAUAUGCAAAUCUUGACCUACAGCGAGUUAGUGUAUGAUUGUGGUAUUUCUAUUUUAGUCGGAUGUAAACAAGAAAAAUCUGCGAUGUUACGAAACGAAAUAAAGUUUCAAUGUUAAGUAAGAAAUAAAAUAUACAACCUAUAUACAUUUGACGAGUAGAAUGCCGAGUAGGGUGAGCUGUGACCACUUGUCGAAGCAAGAGUGAAUAUUUGUCAACGUUGGUAAUAUAACGCGCAAUUAUUGGGAGAAAACGUGAAACCACCUCAGUGCUGUCAAUGUUAUACAACGCAUAUGGCAAAAUUAAACGCAGUGCCAAGUCAGAGUGAUAGAGAAUAAAGGGAGAAAACGUGUAUCCGCUAAAUCAGUAUCGUUGUCUGUGACCUGGUCCAGACGAGUGUAUCACAACAGUGCAGCGACGUACGUUUGAAGGUGAUUUGCCUUGCAGCUGAAUUUGCUUACCCACUCCACAACGUUUGACAAGCGGAUAUUCAAUAGCUUAAAGAUAGCUAUACUUAGAAAAAGCCAAAAUGCCAACACUACUGGAAGCCUUGGAAGAAAAAUACGGUCUCGGAGGCCAAAGAGACAAACUGGACGAGGCACUCAUAUCGAUAUUUGUGCCUAAACUGCCGCCCAGAUUGAGUAUUCCUGAAUUACUCAUUUUGAAUGACUGUAACAUCGAUAAAGCGGGAGAACCAGAGGAUUUACGCCGAAAAUGUUGUACCGUCAAGGAGUUGGACUUAGCUCAGAAUAAGCUGGAAAACUGGGAAGAGGUUUUCGGAAUACUAUGCCACAUGCCUCGAGUAGAGUUUGUCAAUCUGAGCCUGAACCGGUUGGGGGGACCCAUCGAUCUGCCUCCUCCUUGUACGAUGGAUCGACUACGCAGUCUGGUGCUAAACAACACAAAACUCGAAUGGUAUGGAGUGGAAACCCUUCUACGGCUGCUUCCAGUUUUGGAAGAACUUCACUUGAGCCUGAACGAGUAUACGCACGUUCUGAUCGAUACCGUCGUGGAUGAUGGAUACGAAACCGAAACGGCUACCGAUGAGUCCUGCUGUGAUGACACAACCUGCCAACAAUGCCAAGAAGAGGAACAAACCCAAUCUAGUCGUGGACAGAAACGAAGUGCAUCUGAAAGUUCUAUCUAUAGGAAAACGGAGGCACAUGCAGGCGUCCACAAACUGCAUCUUACCGGUAAUCAUAUCAGCCAGUGGAGCGAAAUCGAGCGAGUCGGUCGGCUGUUUCCAAAUUUGGAAGCCUUAGUAUUAGCAGACUGCCCUAUUAGGUCACUUUGCCCACCUGAUGCCCACAGCGAAGAAGAGCAAAGCAGUUCAUCGUCUUCCUCACCAACGAAAACGGAAAGCCAUGAGCAUUUCAAGAAUUUAACACUGCUGAAUUUGAGCAACGCUAAAAUUGAUUCAUGGGACGACAUCGAUCGAUUAGCGCGGUUUCCUGCCUUGAAAAACCUUCGCGUGCAGUGCUGGCCAUUGUGGGAUAAAUGUGAUUCAACGGAGCACGAACGACGGCAGCUGUUGAUUGCCAGACUGCCCAAGAUCAACAUCCUGAAUGGAGGGGACGUGAUCGGCUCGGUGGAGCGCGAGGAUGCGGAACGAUCAUUCAUUCGGUAUUACCUCGAUAAACCGGAGAGUGACCGACCUGACAGAUACUUUGAAUUGGUUGCUGUGCACGGUAAAUUGGAUCCACUAGUCAACAUUGACUUGAGGCCCGAGCGACGCGUAAAAAUCACAUUUACUUAUGGAGAUACCAGCGAGGAGCGUUCCGUGGAUGUUUACAGAACUGUCGUGGAUCUCAAGUCGCGUUUGGAAAGAAUCGUGGGGCUUCCAGCAUCGAAAAUGCGUUUAUUCUACGUCGAUCAGGAUUUGCGUGACCUCCAAGGUCUGGAAGAGAUGAAGUAUCCCCACAAGCGGCUUUACAGCUAUAACAUUCGCUCCGGUGAUGAAAUCAUUAUCGACCAGAAACAUUAGGAACACAAAUCCCGUAUGCAUCUUUUAUUAAUCAGAUUUAUGUAGCACGUGGAAAAUACGGAAAAGGAAUUCAAUAAACAAAACGAUUGGACUGCCAUCGCUAUUUGUAACAACGCAAUCAAAUCUAUAUAUUGCAAUGCAGCUACUUUAUACAUCUCAUAAUUUACAAAGCGCUUUAAAUAGCUGUAGUACGUAAUAAUGAAACGUAAUUUAACAACAUAAUAAUUUAUGUGUAUCCUUUUUGUGAACUGCACAAAUCAAACACGUGCUGUACUAACGUAUCAGUAGCUUAGAAAUUUGAAAAAAGGAAGGACUGUUGAGAGAAAAUUGGCAGUUGUAAGAGUAGUCUUCGGUUAGACAGAAUUUAAAUCGUGCACACACUAUUCGAGUGAUGCCUUCGUGCAACGAAGCAGGACUAAAAUCAUGGUUCUACUUAAAAUGUGUACGUAAACAAUGAUUGUGAUGAUAUAUACAUGUGAAAGCAAUUAAUUAUAGCCUACAGUGGAAAUAAAUAAUAAAGUAAAUAAACAUUUAAA